Microtus ochrogaster (prairie vole) is the source of this 1623-nucleotide messenger RNA. RefSeq names its product decaprenyl diphosphate synthase subunit 1 (gene Pdss1). Gene Ontology annotation, cellular component: mitochondrion; transferase complex. Gene Ontology annotation, molecular function: prenyltransferase activity. The record is from RefSeq and is a predicted model, not a curated record. Gene Ontology annotation, biological process: ubiquinone biosynthetic process; isoprenoid biosynthetic process. NCBI's taxonomy places the organism in Eukaryota, Metazoa, Chordata, Mammalia, Rodentia, Cricetidae.
CCGCGCGCUUCCGGUGCCCAGCUUCCGGCUCCGGGUCCGGGCCUGGGACAGAGGCGGAGCCACUGCCUGCCGCGACUUUCAGACUAGUAUUAUGGCUACGCGCUGGUGGUGCUGGCGGCGGGGCUGCUCCUGGAGGCCGGCGACCGGGAGGCCGCGGCCGGGACGCCCUGGCUGUGCGGGGCCGCUCGGGACGCGCGCCGCCUCGGACACCCGCGCGCAGAUGCCCUAUUUUAGCUUACUGAAGACUUUAACAUCUGCCUUCCCAAAUGUGCAUAGUAUAUCACAGUUCCAUCAACGGACACCAGCAGUGUGCUGUUGUAGUCAAACACAGAGUGGUGAGAAAUACACUGAUCCUUUUAAACUUGGCUGGAGAGACUUGAAAGGUCUGUAUGAAGACAUUAGAAAGGAGCUUUGCAUCUCCACCAAAGAACUGAAGGACAUGUCUGAAUACUACUUCGAUGGCAAAGGAAAAGCUGUUAGACCGAUUAUCGUGGUGCUAAUGGCCCGAGCAUGUAAUAUUCAUUAUAAUAACUCCCGAGACGUGCAAGCCAACCAGCGCGCCGUAGCCUUAGUUGCAGAAAUGAUCCACACUGCUAGUCUGGUUCACGAUGACGUUAUUGACGACGCAAGUUCUCGAAGAGGAAAACAUACAGUUAAUAAAAUCUGGGGUGAACAAAAGGCUGUUCUUGCCGGAGAUUUAAUUCUUUCUGCAGCUUCCAUAGCUCUGGCACGGAUUGGAAACACAGCUGUUAUAUCUAUUUUAACCCAAGUUAUUGAAGAUUUGGUGCGUGGUGAAUUUCUUCAGCUAGGGUCGAAAGAAAAUGAGAAUGAAAGGUUUGCCCACUACCUUGAAAAGACCUUCAAGAAGACGGCCAGUCUCAUAGCCAACAGUUGUAAAGCAGUCUCUGUCCUGGGCUGCCCCGAUCCAGUGGUGCAUGAGAUUGCCUAUCAGUAUGGGAAAAAUGUUGGAAUAGCUUUUCAGCUCAUAGAUGACGUACUGGACUUCACCUCCUGCUCUGACCAGAUGGGCAAGCCAACUUCCGCAGACCUGAAGCUAGGCUUAGCCACUGGCCCUGUCUUGUUUGCUUGCCAGCAGUUCCCAGAAAUGAAUGCUAUGAUAAUGAGGCGGUUCAGCUUGCCAGGGGAUGUGGACAGAGCCCGACAGUAUGUAUUAGAGAGUGAUGGCGUGCAACAGACAACCUACCUCGCCCAGCGGUACUGCCAUGAAGCUGUGAGGGAGAUCAGGAAACUUAGACCAUCCACAGAAAGAGAUGCCCUCAUCCAGCUUUCAGAAAGUGUGCUCACAAGAGAUAAAUGACAAACUUUUCUGUUCUUCCCGGCAGCUAUUUUACCAGACUGUGCCUAAUGAAUUUUGUGAAACACUAUUUGCUCCAUGUGCAGAUAACCAAAAAUCACUUUAGGAAAUAAUUUCAACCUUAUUGAUGGGCAAUUUUUUUUUAUUGGCAAAGUUUUUCAGAAAACUUUUUAAAUGUAAUUAAACCAGUGUCACUAUAGUCCUAUAAAGUCUAAUCGAGGUAUCCUGAUGGUUAUGUGUGGCACUGUUUACACUGUUAAUGCCCACAUGGAAAGCCAUUACACAAAUAAAUAAUCAACGUUAAAAUU